This is a messenger RNA of Symbiodinium necroappetens, 2139 nucleotides long. The record is from the annotation of a GenBank genome assembly. Lineage: Eukaryota; Dinophyceae; Suessiales; Symbiodiniaceae.
AUGGCGGACAAUGAGGAAACCGUACCUGCGGCCCUGUCUUCUGUCCUCGAAAUGCAGGUGGAUGUGAUAGGGUCGCCCACUGAGGUCGCAGACACGUCGGACGUCGACAUUGUCAAUUCUCCCGUCUCUGAAGGGGGAACCUUCGUCAAGGAGGAGGAGAAGGUCAAGACCAAGCUCGAGAAACGAAAGCGGGAGCGGAAGAAGCAAAAGGAUGGCAUGGCCCCUCCCGUCUUCAACACCGUUCCGGACAGCGAGGAUGAGGAUCUUGAGAGUCCCUCCAAGAGGUCCAAUGGGUUGCCCAGUGGAUCGGGAGAACGGCCUCUUCGUGCUUCUGAUAUCAAGGAGAUCCUCGUUGGCCAUGUGCAGGAGAUGAAGAAUGCCUGGACUUCCUUUCAAGGUCGGCUUGAAAGGGUGGAGCAAGAGCAGUCCAAGACCAAUGACACGAUGCGCUCUUUGCUGGACAGGACCCAGGUUGUUGAAAAGGAUGUCCUCCACCAGCGACAGGUGGCACAGGAGCAGGCGGUCAACCUUGACAGCCUCACAACUGAUGUUAAGAACAUGAAGGUCCGUCUGGAUGCGAUGGAAAAAAGUGGGAGGAAUUUGACAGCCCCCCCUGCAACUGCGGCUGGCAACCCUGACCCAUGGGGUGAAUUUCUGCGUAGACGUGAUCUCGGACAUGCUUCUGAAGGUGCCAAAGCUGCUGGGGGUGCUUCUGGAUCUGGAGAUGUGCCUGACAAGGGUGACCUUUUGACCGAGGAUGAGAAGAAGACACUGGUGCUCGGAGGGUGGCUUCAGGAUACAAGGAGGAGCACCAUCGAAGAAGAAUCCGCCUUUCUUUUCGAGCUUCCCGAAGUGAAGGACAUUGUUGACGCUGAGAAGCUGUUGGUGUAUGGACCGCGUCGCUCCGUUGGCAUGCUGAAGUUCAAGAUUCGCGAAGGGGAAACCGAGAGGGAGAUGCGUGAACGCAUGUGGCAAGUCAUCCGGGUCUUGGCACAAGCAAAGCACAUCCUGCCAAGCACAAGGACGGCUGGAGAUGAUCGGUCGCUGUGGGCUAGUUUCGUGAAGACCAAGAACGCGCGCCUCCGAAGCUCCCAUGUCAGCAUGAUCCGGAGGGUGACUAUGUCCUUGGCGAAAGAUGCUCACCACGCCAGUGGCGGCAGGCAUGGGAAUGGGUUGAAUCUGCAAACUACGGCCUACGACUGUGACUGGAACUUAGGGGGGUGGGUGAGCAUCACAGCGGUGGCAAGAACGGCUCUCUGUUCUACCGAGGAGGCAAAGCGUGCCUUCGAGGAGAUUCGUGGCCCGCCUUCAGGCUUGUGUGCAAAACAUCGCUGGGGGCGAGUUGGCCAAUGGAACAUUGCAGGGCAGAAACUUGACUUGCUUGACGUUGCCGCAAAGGACCUUGACAUUCUCUUCGUUCAGGAGAUUUCGCGGGACAAGCCGGGGUGGGAGCAGCUGGAUCGGGAUGAAUUCCACUGGGUCGUACAUCGCAAGGCUGAGCAAUGGCGUGGGGUCGGAAUCGGCAUCGCCGGGGAUAAGUUCGACUCCGUCGUCUUUAAGAAGGCCACGAGCAGAGGCAUCUGGGUGGUUGCUCGUAUCGUUGGGAUCGGGAGGCUGGUUCUUGGCUCCAUACAUUGUCACACCGGUGUCACCAACGCUGUCUACCAAGCUGCAGUCCACGAGUUCUUCAGCUCCUGUCCGCGAAAAUACAGGCAUCUUCCUCUGCUUUGUGGUGUUGAUGCAAAUGAGGUCCCCAAAUGGGUUCAAGGUGACUCCUCCGCUCUUGAGGUCUCUGACAGUGGAGCGAACCUCAAUGCCCUCCUCCAUCAGAGCAUGCUUCAGGGGAUCAAGCCGGUCUCGCCUCAAGCAGUUUUCGCGCGUGCCUGGACUCAUUUCCCUCGUGAUGAACGGCGCUCAGGAAGGCACAUCGACAUGCUGCUCAGCCGCCAAAUGCACGUCUCCGCUUUUGAAGUUGACCCCGACCGACGCCUAGCCAUUGGCUCUGAUCACGCUCUACUUUUUGCUGACAUUUGGGUAGCUGGUGGACCUGCUCGAGUUCGUUGGACAAAGGAUUCGCGUGCCAGAUGGGUCACCCAGAACCUUCCGGAUGUGAUCAUUGUUGAUGAUGGAGACCUCACC